CUGGGGAAAUGUCAGAUCUAUAGGCAGAGCCAGCAGAGGUCUUCUUUUCGCUUCCUUGCACAAAUAGAGACCUCUGUCAGCAGGGAACUAGAUCCGUUGAGUUCACUAGAAUUAGUUUUCUGAGAAUGCCUUUCGAUAAAUCUGCAAAUGGAUGUACAGGAGUGCAGCGCAUGAAAGAGAGAUUUUCUCGCGCGAUUUCAGAGGAAGGAGUAAAUCGUGGUUUAAGUUUUAAACCUCGUUCAGACGACGUGUUCGUCGUGACCCCACCAAAAUGCGGCACAACAUGGAUGCAACAGAUUCUACAUCAGUUACGUAGCGGUGGCGAUAUGUCAUUUGAGGACAUUAGCGAUGUGGUGCCCUAUGUCGAGUUGGCUUAUGAUGUCGAAAUUGACCUCGAGGCUGAGCAUAACUAUUCACCACGGUAAGAUUGGGCCAUUCCAUUUAAUAUGUGCACCCCCCCUAUUGAGGGGUCUGGAAAUCCUAUGGGGAGGGAGGGGUUAAUAUUGGUAAUUUCCGAGGGGGUAAAUCAGUCGGUCCCUUUGAUCUUCAAACAACAUAGGCCAAUUUCCAAGGGGAGGAAUGUGUCGGCACUUUGAUGUUCAAUUUCCUAAGGGGGUAAAACUUUUAAGGACCCCUCAAUAGGGGGGGGGGGUGCACAUAUUAAAUGGAAUGGCCCAUUUCACAUUUUCACUCAUGUUUACUUUUAAUGUAAUUAAUAUGCACUAUGUUGUCUUGUGCAAACACUGGUAGACGUAUUGGGGGAUAUUAUAUUCCUUGUCUGUUCGCUUCGCUUUUGCUUCUCAAGAUAGUUUAUUCAAUAUUCUAGCAACGUGCGAGGAAAUAUAUUACUCGGUGUUGCAGGUACGUCAUGCUGUUUGCAACAAGAUAUGUGGUCAUGCAUUGUCAAUAAAGCUCUUCAUUAUUUGCUUAUUUAAAACUGCUUAUCAUAAAACUUUAAUAAAACUUAAACCAGUUCAAGGUAGGAAAGAUUGCUGAGUAGUGUAUCAUACAAUCUGGGUGUAUCGAAGCUUUUGGAUUCUGUGUUGUAGAAAUUAAUAUUGUGCCUCCUGGGCUGUCUACACCAUAGUCUACCGUCAUUAUUGCACAAUACAUAUGUAGAGCCAGAAUUCGAGCCAUGAAUUAUGUCGGUAAAUACUAAUACUAAUUUCCAUAUGCCAAAAUUUACCUGACGUCAUUAUAAUUUUUUGGUUCGAAUCCUGGCUUGAUAUUAGCUUAAAUACACUGUAUUUAACUUCUGAAUAUAUUAGGGAAGCCUCACUUAUUGAUUUUUUCCACGAGAAACGUCAUAUGUUUGUUUGGGUGGGGGUUUGCAGCUGUGAUGUUUCUCAUGAGUAAACAUCAUGCAUGGAAAAAUUCGAUAGCUUUUUCGAAAGCCUUGACAUUUUGGAAUCAUUUUUGCAGAAUAAAAAAAUUACAUUCGUAAUACCAUACCUGUUCUAUAUUGACUAUAUACGAGUAUACAUUUAUAUUAUUAUGCCUAGCUUGCGUUAAAAGACUCAAAUUUAAAAAAAAAACGCGCUAAAAUUAUCAAUAUUUCAUGCAAAAAAAGUUGUUUUGAGAAACGUUGGAAAUUUUGAUGACAUAUUCCGCACGGAAACAUCGCCAAUAGCCGACCGUAGAAAAUAGUAGAAAAUUACUUUAUGUGUACUAUAUUAAAGAACAAAAUAUCGAUAACUAUGUGUGACGUUUCUAAGGGGGGUGGGGGGUCUCCAGAGAAACGAACAUAUGACGUUUCUCAUGGACAAAAUCGAUAUGUGAGGCUUCCCUUAGUUUGUAAGCAUUUCUUGAUGUGUAUGUACAACAUUUGGUGUUAGUAAUAUUAUCUAUUGUAAACUAUACUGUGAAUCAGGGUCUUAGCUAGGAUUUUAUAUCUUGGGUGUGUUUCAAAAUGACCAGGGUGUGCACAUGUCAAUUACCUUGAAUAGCCAAAUUCACGGUUCUAGUUAUGCUCGCCAACAACAGACAAUGCGUGUGGUUGUUCUAUGCUUUGCAACCAAAUACAAGGCGAGCAUACACUCGUAUUGCGCACUGACAUUAAAAUAUUAAGUUAUUUCAGCAACUCUUGGGCCCAGAAUCUUGGGGGUGUAUUUAAAACCAUUUUAACACCAUAAGGUUCCCAUUACCCAUCAAAGACAUUAAAACACCACAGAUCAGUUUUGCCAAUUUCAACAACUACAGUAUGAUGUAAAUAGGAAGAAAUUCUGUCUGUUGUAAGCAGUAACACCUUAUUUUAUGAACCUACAUGGCCUUAUAUAAAUAAUGAAGCUGCAUUUAUUUUAUCUAGCCGUGUUUUUCCAUUUUUGGCCGCAAUAACACGGUCAACACGGCCCUCUAGCUAAGACCCUGCUGUGAAUGAAAAGAUAGCCUAAAGGUUAAAAAGAGGGUGGAAAAGGGUAUUUUCGUGAGCCGUGAAUGGUCAAUAUUAAUUUGUUUGCAUGAAAUGUGAAGUGCUUGAUUUUAGUGUCGUGAAAUGUGAUUUGUUCUACAGCCGUGAGGUGUGAUUGUCGAUAAGGCCACAUAAAAUAAUAGUUAGUUAGCGUCCUUAGCUUUUGCCAAAAAGUGGGCGGGGGGGGGGUGCUUUUUUAUAUAUUUCAAAAUAUGAUUCAUACCGUCAUUUUCGCAUGCAAUUUCGUAACUUAUUAACACAAUUGCUACAGUCAACAGAAUACUAUAUAUAUUAUAGCCCGUUGAUCAAUAAAUUUAAAAAAAAUCCUGAGCGGGGCCUUUUUUGUGGGCAGGCGUCGAUGCUAACCAACUAUUUAUUUUUUAUUUUUUAUGUGGCCUAAAAAUGCUCCGUGAAAUGAGAAUUAAGGAUGUCUGUUUCGUCACUUUCGUGAACUGCGAUUUUGCUUUGUUUAUUUCGAUCUAUUUUAUAUUAGUAUAAACCUACUAGUAGGCUAUCACAUAUCGUGGCUUCUGAUUGGCUACGUUACUAGUAGGCUAUUAGUGAUAGCCUACUAAUAGAAAAUUCAAAAUGGCGGAAAAUUCGCAUUUUGCACUUUUGCCGAAGUGUCUGAUGAUUUUUUUGGACGACUUGUUGAACAAUUCUGUACUAAAAAAAAAACGAAAAAGCAACAAAAAUAUGGAAUGGCAAUUUUUAAGGGUAAGAAAAUGGACAAAAUAACAUACACUGAAUGAAAUUUUAAAAUUAAAACUGAAUUUUGUAAAACAUUUUACGCGAACAAAAACUAAAAUAUUUGUUUACCUUUAAUGGUUUUAUGUUUUUUUUUGUGUGUAUUUUUGUAUUGUGUUUGCAGCCUAGUUGCAAAUUAAUGUUAAAGUUUAUACUAAAACAAUUAGACAACUCGGCCUCGUUGUCUACGAGCAAAUAGUCAACUCGGCUUCGCCUCGUUCACUAUUCGCUCAUAGACAAUUCGGCCUCGUUGUCUAAUUGUUAAAUAGUCAUAAUAGACAUGAUACGCGAUAAUCAAUUAUAUGAUCUCACUCGAUUGCACAAGAGUAAAAACUUCGGAGGCCUUUCGGAGGUCAUUGAACAUACUCGUCACUCCAACUUCUAAGUUAUGAUGUAGUUUUUUACUGACAGGUUGUACCAUGCAUUCAACAUACUCUUAAUAAACCUAUUAUUAUUAUAUUAUUUUAUUAGAAUCUAGUUUUCCGUGAAAUUGCUUUUUUAAGACAUGUGAAUGGUGAAAUGGCUUUUCUUUCGUUGUGAAACGUGAUGCAUACCCCCCCCCCCCCGCCCCCCCUAAAAAGAGAGCCUGCAUGGAAGCCAUACAUCUUUGACCCAAAUCUGUGCCCAAAUCUCAAAAUUCAAAAUUCUCAUUACAGUCGAACCCCUAUUAAGCGGACACCUUCGGGACCUCGCCGUGUCCGCUUAAAAGGGGUGUCCGCUCAAAAGGGGUAUGUAGAAAAACACAGCAGGAGGCAAAGAGGUGUAAUUAGGUGUGUAAUUUGAGUAUCAAAACAGUAAAAAAUAUCAAGCAAAUAAUUAGCAUAAAAUGGAAAUUUCUUUGUACAUAAAAGUUCAUUAGAAAAUGUAUACGUCUCCCACAAUCAUAUAAAAAAGGAAUCGAUACAAGUUUGCUUCCGAGGCUCACGCAGACGAUAGCCCAUUAUAAUGUCAUUUACAUAAAAAUGACGUUAGAAAGUUCUUCCAAACCUCGAAAUUGUGCGACUUCUGCCAACCGCUCGACAAAUUUAAGAGCUUCGGAGGAAGAUUUAAUGACUGAUUCGUUAAGAGACCAGUCAACUUCAUCAUCUUCGUUCAGUUCGUUGUCAUCAUCAGUGAUCUCACCACAGUCUUCGUUCGUCACUUCCUUAAUAAUCUUGGCUCUGAUGUCUUCGCGCCAGGUUGGUGUGUCACUGUCAAUGUGCCAUGUAAAUUAAUCUCAAUUGUUAUUUACUGUCGAAUAUUGAAUACAUUUUAUCAGAAAAUCUGUCGUCUGUCCGCUUAAGAGAGGUUGGUUUGCCCAUUGGGACCUCAAGUAAGGUGUCCGCGUCCGUUAAAGAGGGGUGUCCGCUUAAUAGGGGUUACGAUAAUAGUAUUUUAUUAAAGAAAACGAAUGGGACCUGAGAUAUGUGUCUGCUUAAAAGAGGUGUCCGCUUAAGAGACGUGUCCGCUUAUAGGGGUUCGACUGUAGUGAGGAAUUAGAUCUCCUAUAGUAUUUAUAGAAAUCACGCAUUCCUAUUUAUGGAAUAUAACUCACCACUUUCUACACUCAUCAACAUGUAGACUUGCUCCAAGGCUCGCUUGAAUUGGCUUCACUUUUGAUAGAGUGUGAGAUCAGUUUUUAAAUCCAUAUUACUAUUAGUAAUUAAUUAGUUCGAAUUUCAUGUUUACUUAGUAAUUAGUAUAGCUUCUAAUUUUUUGUAUAUGUUAUUUGACUCCGAAAAGUUCAGUUGGGAGAGUUCAAUAAAUUAUUGUAUUUAACCCUUUAAGUUGGCAAUGCACCCUACUUUAGUAUUUUACUUUGUCUAACGCCAGAAUAUUUUACUCUGUCUAACGCCAGACGAUUUUACUCGUAAAGUGGAGAGUACUACCACUCAUGGGUUAACAAAUAAAAAACAUUUUCCAUGUUGAUAUAUACAGUUUUGUUAUAUAGCUAGUGUGAACCCCAAACGUGAUUGGCUGAUUUGUAGUCACGUGGCUUUAGAUAAAUGCAAUGUAUCCCGCCCGGGCAAUAAGUGAAAAAUUGUUGCCCGCCCCGACCGGCUACGUACAUGUAGUAAGGUUUGAAAGAGACUUUAAUAUCAAUACGUUAGUUUAUAAUAGUUAGUAAUAGUUAAUAUUGGUAACAGUUAAUAGUUAAUCUUAAUUGAAUCACAUUACAUCUCCCUUUUCUUAAAUAUAUAAAACUUAAUGUCAACUUAGCUAUGUCUUUCGCUUAUCUUAAUUGUAACUUUAAUGUUUUAAUAAUUUUGAAUGUCAACUACUCUAGUCCAAGAUUUUCUCUUGCUUUCAAAGACAAUAUCUUAAUUCUGUUAGGUCUGCUAUUUAUAUUUAAUGAUGGUGUUGUUUCCUGUUCGUCUUGUUUCUUAUCAAUGUCCUUGGGAAUGUUUUGCAGCUGUACUCGGUUUCGUCUUACUACCGUUGUAGGAGUAUCAACCAGAUAUGAUCUUGGUUUCUUUGAUGGUCUAAUUACUGUUCCGGUACAGUUAUGUAUUUAUUCUUGCAUGUUUUAUAUAGUGUAAAGGCCUGUAAAAUCAGUAUUUACGUUGUCCAGUUUGCAGUCCGUAAUAUGUCGUGUUUUAGUGUUAGAUGGAUGGACUUAGUAUGGGAUUCUAGUUCUGUUGUCCAAUCCUUCAAUCAUAGCUGUAUGUGUAUUUUUUAUAUAAUAUGAUUGUAAAGUUAAUAAAAAAAAUAUAUAUAACAAAAUUAUUAAAUAAAGUUUCCAUUAUUAUUAUUAUUAUUAUUAUUAUUAUUAUUAUUAUUAUUAUUAUUAUUAUUAUUAUUAUUAUUAUUAUUAUUAUUAUUAUUAUUAUUAUUAUUAUUAUUAUUAUUAUUAUUAUUAUUAUUACACAAACAGUGCUCAAUACCAUAUAGAGCGUAAUAUAGUUUUUCGUUUUACCUCAAAAAACCACAACAGUCUGUUUCAUCCGUGUGGGAAUCAUCAGGUGGUGAAUAAUUUCGAAAUUAUUCACCAUCUGAUGAUUCCUGUGCGGAUGAAACAGAUUGUUGUGGAUGAAACAGACUGUUAUAUAUAUAAGAUAUAUAUAUAUAUAUAUAUAUAUAUAUAUAUAUAUAUAUAUAUAUAUAUAUAUAUAUAUAUAUAUAUAUAUAUAUAUAUAUAUAUUGCAUGCACUUUGUUCUGUUAUUUUAGUUUAGUAUAGUAUAAUUGUGAUUCAAAUAGCCAACCGUAAGUUACCUUAUGAGAGAGAUUUACGAUUGUAUAAUGUAUGUAAAGAAAAACAUUUAAUAAAGUUUCCAUUAUUAUUAUUAUUAUUGUGUGUGAACAUUUGUUUACAAACGAAGUUCAAACAUUGAAAUGAACUUGCGAAUUUGUUGCGAAGUUCGCGCCCAAUUUCCGAACAUGGAAACGUAAUUGGCAAGUUCGCAACGAACUUGGGACCCGUGCGUUCAAAAGUGACUUGAAGUUGACAAUAAACCAUCUGUUUUGUUUUCAUUGUUAGAUGUUACAAGACUCAUGCAUGGUAUCCUCACUGCCCCAAGGGUGCUAAAUACGUUGUUAUUUAUCGUGAACCAUGUGCUGCUUUUUACAGUCGCUUUAACUUCCAUAAGGGUUGGAUGUUCCAACCUGGAGAACUUUCACUUCAUGAAUACGUAAAGGAUUUUUCAUUCGCUUAUGGUGUGCCAAAAAACAAGAUGGACAGGCCGUCCUAUUUUGUCCACUUGCUCAGCUGGUGGGAACACAGGAAUGACUCGAAUGUUUUAUUUCUGUUCUUUGAGGAUAUGAAAGAUGAUUUAGAAAGCGUAGUUAGGAUGGUUGCAGCAUUCAUUGGAAUUCAGGAUGAAGAAAGGAUUAAGAAGGCUGUAGAAAUGAGCUCCUUUGAAUUUAUGAAGGAGAAUAAGGGGAAGUUUGCAGACGUACGCUAUGCGCGUUAUCGGAAUAAAGUUUGUGGGAUACCUGAUGAUGCUGUACCCAGUAAAGUUGUCACAGGAUCUGCGACGAAAGGACGAGAGUUGAUGGAUGACAAAACUAAAGAAAUUAUUCAGGCAAAGUGGCUGGAAGUCGUUGAGAAACAAACUGGAUUUCAGGAUUACAAUGAGUUGAGAAGUGUAUUCAAAAAAGAAAACAAAAAUUGUUAAAUUGUUACCAAUGACGUUCAAACUUUAGCUUAUUCUUUAAUUUUCUAGAAAACAUGUGCGAACUAUUUCGCCAGGAAAUUCAUUGUUUUAGAAAAUUAUUUUUACAAUUUUUCGAAAAUUUGAUAUCAUGUUGUUCUUCUAAAA
This is a messenger RNA of Paramuricea clavata, 7393 nucleotides long. NCBI's taxonomy places the organism in Eukaryota, Metazoa, Cnidaria, Anthozoa, Malacalcyonacea, Plexauridae. The record is from the annotation of a GenBank genome assembly.